CCACUCUCUAAGGUUUUUGCCGCAUGUAGUCUUGAUAGGACUGUUGAUAUUAGUCUUUUUACUAAACCAAAAACAGAUGGACUUGAUACGUUAGUAAAUCAAAUCGUACAACAAUACGCAAGCCCAAAAUUGGAUGAAAUGAGAAAAGACAUUGUGGCAAAUCGUUGGAGCGUAACAAAGGCGAUGCCGAGUGUAAUAAGGACGAUGCCAUUAACAGAAACGAUUUAUGAUGUGACAUCUUUGCUAGACGUUACAUCUACAAUAAGACGUGAAUUUCGGGAGUCAUUAAAUGUGCCGAUUGAAACAGAUUCUGUUAAUUCGGUUGGUACUGGAGAUAUGGGAAAUUUUAACAAGGAGGAGAUGAAUAAAAUGAUCAAAAAAGAUAAUUUUAGAAACCCAUUCGAAGAAGAUAAUGCCGAAGCUAAAAAGAAAGAUGAUAAGCGAGCGUUUGGUAGUCCAUACAAAAAUCCUACUCAGAAACCGCCGUAUAAAUGGAGUUUGACAAAAAUGUCGCCAAGUUUUCGUGAAAGGUUACCUUCAGGGUUAAAACCGAUUUCUUUUCAAGGAUUGCCAGACCAAGGAAUACCUUCUUUUGUAAUUCUUCCCGGAAGACAACUAACGACUACAAUCGGAUCCUCAACAACAAAAUCUCGGUCAAUAAAAUUACCAAAAUAUCCAUUAGAUGUAAAUAAUUCAAAAAUACAAUGUCACAAAUCAGCUGGAAGAUUGAAUUUCAGUUCUAAACCACUUACUCCACCAUUAACACCCACAAAUGGAACAUUUUCAUCUUUUUCGCCUGAUUCAUCGAAAAUGGACUUAGAUGAGAAUCGAGCACCUGACAUGGGUUCAAAUUUAGUGAAUGAUAGUGUUCGGACUACUGAUCGUAGUCAUUCUGAGUCACAAAUAUUGACGGAUGUCACAAUAGAUAACAAUAGUUCGUUAGAAGUUAAAUCAGCUGGAAUGAAAUCUAGUUCAUUAAAUACAUCAGGUGCAAACAUAUCGACAACGAAUAAUUCAUCCCAGAGCAGUUCAGGGUUGGAAAUGCUCGCUUCGUUGAGUACUGCUUUGAAAUUUCAAGAAAUAACCGAUCCUUUAACUAACAAUUUAGAUGUAUUAAAUUCAACUAAUGUAAAUUCAAAGAAUUCUAUGGAUAAUGAUAUGGAUAAUGAAAUGAACAUUUCGCCGAAAGCUGUAUCGAUUGAAUUAGAAACUAAUGGGUUGGAUAAUUCUAACAAGGGUGACACGAACGGGACACAAACCAAUCGUAUAUCUGAAGGCCGUGCUCGAAGUAUAAAGAGAGUAAUACGAUAUAGGCCAUUGAAAAACUAUGAAAUAUUCGAUCUUCAUUCUUCCAAGUUCGCGAUUGAAAUAAGACAACAAAUUCAAGCAGAUUCACCAG
This is a messenger RNA of Dentiscutata erythropus, 1399 nucleotides long. The record is from the annotation of a GenBank genome assembly. Lineage: Eukaryota; Fungi; Glomeromycota; Glomeromycetes; Diversisporales; Gigasporaceae.